This is a messenger RNA of Mangifera indica (mango), 1833 nucleotides long. RefSeq names its product cytochrome P450 705A22-like. The record is from RefSeq and is a predicted model, not a curated record. The transcript is spliced from 2 exons. NCBI's taxonomy places the organism in Eukaryota, Viridiplantae, Streptophyta, Magnoliopsida, Sapindales, Anacardiaceae. Bases 101 to 1657 code for a protein of 518 amino acids. Gene Ontology annotation, molecular function: heme binding; iron ion binding; oxidoreductase activity, acting on paired donors, with incorporation or reduction of molecular oxygen, NAD(P)H as one donor, and incorporation of one atom of oxygen. Gene Ontology annotation, cellular component: membrane.
CGAUGAUCAAUUGAAGGCAAAAGAUAGUACCAGCUAUAAAUACUAGCUAAUUGAAAGAUGCUUUGCAAAUAAACUAAAAAAGUUCAAUCCUCCUGCAAUAAUGACCAUCAUUAACGUAGGAAUGCAGUGCUACUGCAUAAUCACCUUGUUCAUUUUCAGUCUCUGUACCCUCCUUCUAGUUCGAUUCAUCUUCAAAAGGCUCGCUAUUUCACCAAGCACCACCCACUUGUGCCUUCCUCCAAGCCCGCCCGCUCUUCCGCUCAUUGGUCAUCUCCAUCUCAUGAGCCUAACAGUCCACAGAUCCCUCACUGAAAUCUGCACUAAAUAUGGUCCUCUUCUCUACCUUCGCUUUGGCUUUAUACGCUGUGUUGUCGUUUCAUCAGCUUCUGUGGCCAUGGAAAUAUUCAAAACACAUGAUGUCAACUUCUCUUAUCGCCCUCAAUCUGUUUUCGGGGAUAGUAUACUCUUUGGAAAUUCUGGGAUGUUCACAGCAGCAUAUGGAGAUUACUGGAGAUUUAUGAAGAAACUUUGCAUCACUGAUCUACUAGGAGCGCGGCCCCUUGAAAGAUCACGUAAUGUUAGACGCGAAGAAAUUUUGAGACUCUUGCGCAAAAUAUUGAAGAAAGCUGAUGAAAAUAAGGCUGUAGACUUGGGUAGUGAAAUUGGGAAGCUCGCAAGCAGUGUUCUACUGAGGAUGGUGACGGGCUCAGGAUUUUCAGAAGAAAACAGUGAGGCUGAGAUGAUGAAGGAUAUGGUGGAGGAGUCGCUUGUGCUGACUGCAAAGUUUUUAUUUGCUGAGGCACUAGGGCCUUUAAAAGUUUUUGCUUCGUGGUUGUUUGAGAAACGAGGUAGAGAUAUAAUUACUAAAUAUGAUGAGUUACUGGAAAGGUACUUGGAAGAGCAUGAAGUAAGAUCGAAGAGAGACGGAGACAGAUCAGAAAACAGAGAUUUGAUGGAAAUUCUCUUGCAGGUUUAUCAUGAUGAAAAAGCAGAGUUGAAGAUUACCAAAACAAACAUCAAGGCCUUUCUUCUAGAUCUCUUGGUUGCUGGCAUCAGUGGCGCAGAUGAGGCAUUAAAAUGGGCAAUAGCAGAGCUUUUAAACCAUCCUGAUGCAUUUAAUAAAGCUAGGGAAGAGAUUGAAUCUGUUGUUGGAAGAAAUAGACUUGUUGAAGAAUCAGAUAUACAAAAUCUUCCUUAUUUGCAAGCCGUAGUGAAGGAAACGCUGAGAAUUCAUCCACCGGUUCCUAUAUUAGUAAGGGAAUCCUAUAGAAAUUGUAAUAUCAAAGGCUUCGACAUACCUGAAAAUACUUUAACAGCUAUUAAUGCAUAUGCCAUAAUGAGGGAUCCUGAGUUUUGGGAUAAACCAAGCGAAUUCCGUCCUGAGAGGUUCUUGGUUUAUUCAAAAGAAGAAGAAGAAGAUGGUGAAACAAAGAAACAGCUUUUCAAUUACUUUCCAUUUGGAGGGGGCAGGAGAAACUGCCCGGCUGCAUUGCUAUCAUCAACCAUGCUGACUGCUGCGACAGCUGCAGUGGUACAAUGCUUUGAUUUUGAAGUUGAAGGCAGAAAAUUUAAACUGCAGGCUGGACCAGGAAUGUCAUUAAGCAUGCCUCAGAAACUUAUGUGUCGUCCCGUGGUUCACUUCAACCCAUUUGCCUAAAUAUGAUCAUAUAUGCUUUUGCUGAACCCCAAUAUCACGAGUAUUGAUCAACUAGUAAUUACUUUUUUUUCAUGUUCAAAUCAUCUAUAUACGUAGUAGGAAUGUCAGAUCCUUCUGCGGUAAAAAUGUAUUUCAAAUAAAAAUCUAUCCUAAAUAAUGAAGUUUGAUUUUGUCAA